Molecule: messenger RNA, 909 nt
Organism: Zophobas morio
Lineage: Eukaryota; Metazoa; Arthropoda; Insecta; Coleoptera; Tenebrionidae
Gene: Fer2LCH
Product: ferritin light chain
Exons: 3
Coding region: 112-789 (225 amino acids)
Biological process (GO): intracellular iron ion homeostasis; iron ion transport
Cellular component (GO): cytoplasm
Molecular function (GO): ferrous iron binding; ferric iron binding
Source: RefSeq, a predicted model, not a curated record
AGAGGCCAAAUUCGCGGUGUAAGUGCGCAGUUAAAGGACAAAGUACUGGUUUUUGUGGGACUUUUCUGUUAUUGUGUUAUUCGUGAUUACGCUGGCGAGAUACCAGGGAUCAUGAAGGCAUUCGUAGUUUUCGCUGUUCUUUUUGUUGCUGUUUAUGCAGCAGACGACACUUGCUACAAGAAAUUCGAUGGGAUUUGCUCUGGAACCACCGCCAAAUCACCUCUUCCCGUGGACCUAUCAACAUGUACCGCCUCCUACGGUCACAUCGACGUCGUCUUAAGACACCUCAUUGGCUUCGCCAACAGCCACAUCGUUCGUUCAAUGGAGUACCUUCUAAUGUCAACCUACUACGGAAAUUACCAAAAGAACCGUGCCGGUUUCGAGAAACUCUUCCGUGACUUAUCCGAUGCGAAAUGGGAUCACGCUAUAGAGCUAAUCAAGCACGUGACCACUCGAGGUGGUAGCAUGAAGUUCACACCACCAGAUUUCCUGAACACCGAGGAACCCAACGUCUACGAAGGAUACGAAAUUCAGAGUAUCGCUAAGGCUUUGGAUAAGGAGAAGCAGCUGGCGCUUGAAGCUUUUAAGGUCCACAAUGAGGCCAGUCGGAGGACCGACGGCAAACACGACCCUGAGAUUUCUUCGUACAUUGAAGAAGAAUUCGUGCACCAUCAAGCCAAGAAUAUUCGCAAACUGGCUGGUUACGUUACUGACUUGAAGUCGAUGCUCAGUGGACCGGAUGGGUCUUUGUCGUUGUUCCUCUUUGAUGAGUAUCUUAAAGGUCAAUAAUUUUUGGUUUAGUGUUCCGUAGGAAGUGCAUAUUUCAUUUUACGUUUACAACCAAUCAUUGUGAUAGGUAUUUUUUAAUGUAAACUGUGUUAUAAAAUAAAUAAAAGAUACGUUUUUCUA